AUGUCGGUACCCGGCUUCAAGUGUGUCAGACUAGAUCCGGACCUGGACUCGGUUCCCCCACAACCACGUCAGCCAAACCCUGCUCCACCUACUGACCAACCUGCAGCCGGAGAGGCAGGGGCAGCUCAGCCACUGCCAGGAGGACAGACAGUGGAGGAGAAACCUGCUGUCAAAAAUAUUUACCCGCAGAACGAGCUAACAGCAGCAGCUUCAGCUGUGGGAGGGGGAACAACCCCCCCACCAUAUGGGGAGCCAUCCAUCCCGCACCACACCAGAUCCAACAAGAUUUAUUUACCAACCUCGAAUCCACCUACAAACCUCCAUGUCACAGCCCCAAUGAUGGAAGUGGCGUCCGGAGAUGGAAGCGCACAGCUGAUCCACAGACCGUGGCUAUUCAGCGAGAUGAAGGAAGCUUCACAGCAGCUUCCUCGAGUUCAGGACGAGCUUUACAGACAGAGGGUUCUGGAGCUCAAUGCCUCUGAUGAACGAGGCAUCCAGGUCAUCAGAGAGAAGGUCAAGAACUUUGCUCAGCUCACCGUAGCUGGGACUCGCACAGAUGGGAAGCCUUGUCCCCCUUUUAAGAUAAUCAUCCUGGAUGAAGCGGACUCCAUGACGGCACCAGCUCAGGCGGCACUCAGACGGACCAUGGAGAAGGAGUCCCGCACCACCCGCUUCUGUCUCAUCUGUAACUACAUCAGCAGGAUUAUUGAGCCCCUGACCUCCAGAUGCUCCAAGUUUCGUUUCAAACCUCUAGCAAAUCAGAUCCAAGAAGAGCGCCUGCUGGAGAUCUGCGAGAAGGAAAACCUCAAGUAUACCAAAGAGAGUAUAGCAGCAUUGGUGAAGGUGUCUGAGGGAGACCUGCGGAAAGCCAUCACCUUCCUGCAGAGCGCUGCGCGCCUCAACGUCAACAAGGAGAUCACAGAACGCACUGUGAUUGAAAUAGCUGGGGUCAUCCCUCCCAAGAUGAUUGACAACUUGCUCCAGAUCUGCUUCAAAGGAACGUUUGAGAAACUAGAGGUUGCCGUCAGGAACAUGGUGGAUGAAGGCUAUGCAGCCACACAGAUCCUGAGUCAGCUCCACGAGUCUAUCAUAGAGCAGGACCUGAGUGACAAGCAGAAGUCCGCCAUCACAGAGAAGAUGGCAGUUGUGGGCAAAUGUCUGUCAGAUGGUGCAGAUGAGUACCUGCAGAUGUUGAGUCUGUGCUCAGUUAUCAUGCAGCAGGCCUCCCAGAACAACUAAAAAUCCACAAAGUACCGUCAUCUGCUUCCAGCAGGACCAGCAGCUGUGGAGCCAUCAGAUGGGUUCGUUCAGAGGAUACGAGAUGUUAACGGUGUUAACUGUUAGAGACCAGACCUGUCAAGCUUCCUCACUGUAUUUAAUCUAAAACAGUCUCCCUCCAUCUUGCAUUUAGGAAAUCAAUAAAUAUUUUUAUAUUUC
Molecule: messenger RNA, 1437 nt
Organism: Micropterus dolomieu (smallmouth bass)
Lineage: Eukaryota; Metazoa; Chordata; Actinopteri; Centrarchiformes; Centrarchidae
Product: replication factor C subunit 4-like
Exons: 10
Coding region: 1-1239 (412 amino acids)
Biological process (GO): DNA repair; DNA-templated DNA replication
Cellular component (GO): nucleus; DNA replication factor C complex
Molecular function (GO): DNA binding; DNA clamp loader activity
Source: RefSeq, a predicted model, not a curated record